This is a messenger RNA of Helianthus annuus (common sunflower), 2822 nucleotides long. RefSeq names its product copper methylamine oxidase. Gene Ontology annotation, molecular function: primary methylamine oxidase activity; quinone binding; copper ion binding. The transcript is spliced from 12 exons. The record is from RefSeq and is a predicted model, not a curated record. NCBI's taxonomy places the organism in Eukaryota, Viridiplantae, Streptophyta, Magnoliopsida, Asterales, Asteraceae. The coding region runs from base 264 to 2561 and encodes 765 amino acids. Gene Ontology annotation, biological process: amine metabolic process.
ACGUGAAGUCAGCAAUCUCCACUUCCCCUCCCCAUCUUCUCCAUAUAUCCCCCAACAAAUCCUGUGUCCAGAUUCAUAACAAACUCUAAACCCUAAGUCCGCCAUAACCGCUUCUUCUCCUCCGCAUUUUCCUGAAUUCCGGCGACUAUUGCGGGGGGAGAGAUUCGUAUCCACUCGUAACACAAUUGCUUCUUCUGUAUGUCAGUAGAUUGUACGCACUGCAACUUUUACGGUGGAUUUGGUGAGCUUGCUAACCCUCUGCAAUGGCCGCAACUUCGCAAAAGGCGUCGCAUUCUUCUUCCGAUGAUUCCGUCUCCGUUCACCGCCAUGUGGUCUCCGAUGACUGGCGGAACGAUGAUCAGAACAUGCCGAUCAACAGUUCUUCCAUUGUUUCGUUGAUUAAUCCGACUGAUUCUAACGCCAAUGCUUCUGCCAAAGGAAUCCAAAUUCUCACAAGGGCUCAAACUAGCCAUCCUUUGGAUCCCUUAUCAGCUGCUGAAAUCAAAGUUGCUGUGGCAACUGUAAGGGCAGCCGGAGCAACCCCUGAGGUGAGAGAUGGUAUGCGGUUUGUGGAAGUAGUUCUGUCAGAACCAGAUAAAACCGUUGUCGCACUCGCAGAUGCAUACUUUUUCCCACCUUUCCAGCCUUCUUUAUUACCCCGAAAAGGUGGAGCUAUUAUACCUAGUAAGCUUCCGCCAAGGCGAGCCAGGCUUGUUGUUUACAAUAAAAAGUCAAAUGAGACAAGUAUAUGGAUUGUUGAACUGUCUGAGGUACACGCAACAACUCGAGGUGGGCAUCAUAGAGGGAAAGUUAUUUCAUCGAAAACUAUUCGGGAUGUUCAGCCUCCAAUGGAUGCUGUGGAAUAUGCUGAAUGUGAAGAAGUUGUGAAAGAUUACCCUCCCUUUCAAGAGGCUAUGAAGAAGAGGGGCAUUGAAGAUAUGGAUCUGGUGAUGGUUGAUGCUUGGUGUGUUGGCUAUCAUAGUGAAGCUGAUGCUCCUAGCCGCAGAUUAGCAAAACCACUUAUAUUCUGUAGGACAGAAAGUGACAGUCCGAUGGAGAACGGAUAUGCACGUCCAGUUGAAGGCAUCUAUAUUCUCGUUGACAUGCAAAAUAUGGUUGUACUAGAAUUCGAAGACCGUAAGCUUGUUCCCCUACCACCUGCUGAUCCGUUGAGAAAUUACACUCCUGGUCAUACUCGAGGUGGUGUUGACAGAAGUGAUGUUAAGACUCUACAAAUUAUCCAGCCUGAUGGACCAAGCUUCCGUGUUAAUGGACAAUACGUCGAGUGGCAAAAGUGGAAUUUUCGUAUUGGGUUCACUCCAAGGGAGGGUUUAGUAAUUCAUUCUGUUGCAUAUGUUGAUGGUAGUCGAGGCCGAAGACCCAUAGCACAUAGAUUGAGCUUUGUUGAGAUGGUUGUGCCGUAUGGCGAUCCAAACGAUCCUCAUUAUAGAAAAAAUGCAUUUGACGCUGGCGAAGAUGGCCUCGGGAAAAAUGCCCACUCUCUUAAAAAGGGAUGUGAUUGCUUGGGUUAUAUCAAGUACUUUGAUGCACAUUUUACAAACUUCACUGGGGGCGUUGAAACUAUAGAAAAUUGUGUAUGUAUGCAUGAGGAGGAUCAUGGAAUCCUUUGGAAGCACCAAGACUGGAGAACUGGUUUAGCUGAAGUAAGAAGAUCUCGGCGACUCACAGUGUCUUUUAUAUGCACCGUGGCUAACUAUGAAUAUGGUUUCUAUUGGCACUUUUACCAGGAUGGAAAGAUUGAAGCUGAAGUUAAACUUACAGGGAUUCUCAGCUUAGGAGCACUGCAGCCCGGGGAAGUUCGAAAAUAUGGUACAACUAUUGCCCCGGGUUUGUAUGCACCAGUUCAUCAACAUUUUUUUGUUGCUCGUAUGGACAUGGCAGUUGAUUGCAAGCCUGGAGAAGCAUACAACCAGGUUGUUGAAGUUAAUGUCAAAGUUGAAGAAUCUGGGAAAAAUAAUGUCCACAAUAAUGCAUUCUACACCGAGGAAACAUUGCUUAAAACUGAAUCUCAAGCAAUGCGUGAUUGCAAUCAGUUAUCUGCCCGUCAUUGGAUAAUUCGGAACACGAGGACCGUGAACAGAACUGGACAGCUGACUGGCUAUAAGCUCGUACCAGGUUCAAACUGCUUGCCUCUGGCUCGUCCAGAGGCCAAAUUUCUAAGACGGGCUGAAUUUUUGAAACAUAAUCUUUGGGUUACUCCUUGUGCACUUGAUGAAAACUUUCCUGGAGGUGAAUUCCCAAACCAAAAUCCACGUGUCGGUGAAGGGCUCGCCUCGUGGGUCAAACAAAACCGUUCUCUUGAAGAAACUGAUAUCGUCCUUUGGUAUGUGUUUGGGAUCACUCAUGUUCCCAGGUUAGAAGAUUGGCCAGUUAUGCCGGUGGAGCACAUUGGCUUUAUGCUUCAGCCGCAUGGGUUCUUCAACUGCUCGCCUGCAGUUGAUGUUCCUCCAGGAGCCUGCGAGUCGGAUGUGAAAGACACCGAGCAUAAAGAAACCAUUGCUUCCAAGCCUGUUUCAAAUGGUUUGAUUGCCAAGCUUUAAUGUAAUCAUCAUCAACAAAGUCGACUUUUUUUAUCGCCCCUUAUCUAUUUACCAUGUCGUUUAAACCUUUUUAAUUUGUAUGAUUUUAGACGCUAGACUUUGGUUGUGUAAUCAUCAUCAGGCUCUAGUUCAGUUUCAGUUGCUAUCCUCGUUUAAACCUUUUUAAUUUGUAUGUUUUAUGUUUGUACUUUCUCAAGGAUCAUAGAUGAUGAAAGUUGGUUUGUAAGGUAUCAUGCGUCUGAGUGGACUCUUUUGGUCUUA